UGCUGCUAUAUAUUCAAAGAAAGUUUAAACACUACGACCUACGUUCAUAUAAAUUAUAAUUUUUUUUUUUUACGUAUUUAAUUUUAUCUGUUCGAAUAAAUGUUUUAUCACGCAUUCAAUUUAUUAUUGUAGAUAAGUUCUUUUCGGUUUGCAUCAAUUAACUUUAUAUUUUAAAGCUUAUUUUAAAUGACGUUUCAUUUGGUUUGUUUUCUUCAUACUAAAAUUAUUUGAACUCAUCUUAUGUAUAUAAAAUACAAACUUCUUGAUCAUGGAGGAACUUGUGAAACUAGAGCAUUUGUCACUCGUUUCAAAGAUCUGCACAGAAUUGGACAAUCAUUUGGGUCUAAAUGACAAAGAUUUGGCUGAGUUCAUAAUAGAUUUGUCUGAAAAACAUCCAAAUUUUGAUGAGUUCAAAAAGGCUCUUAUUGAAAAUGGUGCCGAGUUUUCGGAUUCAUUUAUGUCAAAUUUGCUUCGUAUCAUUCAGCAUAUGAAACCCACUGCAACGUCAGAGCAGUCAAAUUGUAAAGAGAUUAACCAAUCAAACCCAUUAGCAAACAAAUUCCCUGGUUUAGCUAUACCAAAUGACAAGCCACCUGUCUUUUCUGAUGAAGACAGUGAUAGUAAUGAAAAGAAAAAUGACAGAACAACAGCAAAGGAUAUAUUUAAGAAUGAAAAAGUUUUUGUUAAUGAUGAUGUUGUGGACAAAGCUAUGGCAGACUUAGAAGCCCUUGCACCAUCCAAGUCUAGUGUGAAUAAUGAUGAACAUAAAUCUGCACUUAAAAAGGACAUAAAAGAAGAGAAAAGUAGAAGACCUCUAUCUCGUGAAAGAAAAAGUAGACGUAGCAGAAGUCGUGAUAAAAGGAGUAGGAGUAAGGAAAGAAGGAGUAGGAGUAGGGGGAGAAGAAGUCGAAGUAGAAACAAGAGAAGUCGAAGUAGAGGCAGAAGAAGCCGUAGUAGAGAUAGAAGAAGCCGUAGUAGAGACAGAAGAAGCCGUAGUAGAGACAGAAGAAGUCAUAGCAGAGGUAGAAGAAAAAGAACCAGGAGUCGAGAUCGAAAUAGAAAAAGAUCAAGAUCCCGUGGCCACAGAUCAAGAUCCCGUGGCCACAGAUCAAGAUCUAGAUCACACUCCAGAGAAAGACACAGAGAUCAUGGUAAGAAACUGAGAAAAAAGAGUCCAGACAUUGAAUUGAGUGAUGAUCCAGAGCCAGGAAAGAUAUACAGUGGAAGAGUGGCAAAUAUUGUUCCAUUUGGUUGUUUUGUUCAAAUGGAAGGCCUGCGGAAGAGGUGGGAAGGUCUGGUCCAUAUUUCCCAAUUGAGGGCUGAGGGAAGAGUCACAAAUGUGUCAGAUGUUGUGUCCAGGGGAGACAAAGUAAAAGUGAAAGUGAUAUCCUUAGCUGGGCAGAAAGUAUCACUCACAAUGAAAGAUGUCUGCCAGGAAACUGGAAAGGAUCUCAAUCCAGCGUCUCAUGCUCAUUUGGAGGCGGAGCGUGAAGGUCGCAACCCUGACCGGCCCCCUCCCGCGGCGACCGUUCUGGCGGGGCUGCAAGGCCUGGAUCCCGAUGAGGACUCCAGUAGGAAGAGGGUCACCAGGAUAUCUAGCCCCGAACGAUGGGAGAUUAAACAGAUGAUCUCAUCAGGCGUGAUUGAUAAAAGCGAGCUUCCCGACUUCGAUGAGGAGACAGGUUUGUUGCCAAAAGAUGAAGAUGGUGAGGCAGAUAUAGAGAUAGAACUCGUAGAAGAAGAGCCACCAUUCCUACAGGGCCACGGGAGAGCCUUACACGACCUAUCUCCAGUAAGAAUCGUGAAGAACCCUGACGGAUCACUCGCUCAGGCAGCCAUGAUGCAGUCAGCACUUGCAAAAGAGAGACGAGAACAGAAAAUGCUUCAGAGAGAACAAGAGAUGGAGAGUAUGCCAACUGGUCUUAACAAGAAUUGGAUUGAUCCCUUACCAGAGUCUGAAGGCUGGUCAUUAGCUGCAAAUACGAGAGGGACAGGGAUAAUUACUCAGGAUUUACCUGAGUGGAAGAAGCAUGUAAUAGGUGGGAAGAAAUCCUCAUUCGGAAAGAAGACAAAUUUGUCGUUAUUAGAACAGAGGCAGUCCUUACCUAUUUAUAAAUUGAAGGAUGAAUUGAUAAAGGCAAUAUCAGAUAAUCAAAUACUGAUCGUGAUUGGUGAGACUGGGUCAGGCAAGACCACCCAGAUCACACAGUAUGUGGCGGAGUGUGGGUUGAGCGCGCGGGGGAGGGUCGCUUGCACGCAGCCCAGGAGGGUGGCCGCCAUGUCAGUGGCCAAGAGGGUGGCUGAGGAGUUUGGCUGCAGGCUUGGCCAGGAAGUGGGCUAUACGAUUCGUUUCGAAGACUGCACUUCCCCUGAAACUGUUAUCAAGUACAUGACAGAUGGUAUGUUGCUCCGCGAAUGUCUCAUGGACCUAGACCUGAAAACCUACUCCGUGAUCAUGUUGGACGAGGCUCAUGAGAGGACAAUCCACACUGACGUCCUAUUCGGACUGCUCAAACAAGCUGUCCAGAAGAGACCAGAGCUCAAACUAAUUGUCACAUCAGCCACACUUGAUGCCGUCAAAUUCUCUCAGUACUUCUUCGCUGCACCAAUCUUCACCAUCCCUGGACGGACCUUCCCUGUUGAAGUCUUAUACACAAAAGAACCCGAAACAGAUUAUUUGGAUGCUUCGCUGAUAACUGUGAUGCAAAUACACCUGAGAGAACCUCCCGGAGAUAUACUUCUGUUUUUGACGGGCCAAGAGGAAAUUGAUACUGCUUGUGAGAUUCUGUAUGAGAGAAUGAAGUCUCUUGGCCCGGAUGUGCCAGAGUUGAUAAUAUUGCCUGUGUACUCGGCUUUACCUUCAGAGAUGCAGACAAGGAUCUUCGAGCCAGCCCCGCCUGGAUCCAGGAAGGUGGUGAUAGCCACGAAUAUUGCUGAGACAUCUUUAACCAUUGAUGGUAUUUACUAUGUCGUUGACCCUGGAUUUGUGAAGCAAAAGGUGUAUAACUCUAAGACAGGAAUGGAUUCAUUGGUUGUGACACCAAUAUCACAGGCGGCAGCGAAACAACGCGCCGGAAGAGCGGGAAGAACCGGGCCCGGCAAGUGUUACCGACUGUACACGGAGCGUGCCUACCGGGACGAAAUGCUGCCGACACCGGUGCCGGAGAUACAACGGACCAACCUCGCCACUACUGUGCUGCAGCUGAAGACCAUGGGUAUCAAUGACCUGUUACACUUCGACUUCAUGGACGCACCGCCCGUGGAGUCUCUUAUCAUGGCGCUGGAACAGCUGCACUCUCUGUCUGCGCUCGACUCGGAGGGGCUGCUUACUAGGCUUGGCAGACGGAUGGCAGAGUUUCCGUUAGAGCCGAAUCUCUCAAAGAUCCUGAUUAUGUCAGUCGCGCUGCAGUGUUCCGACGAAAUACUGACUGUUGUGUCCAUGCUGAGCGUGCAGAACGUCUUCUACCGGCCCAAGGACAAGCAAGCCCUGGCCGACCAGAAGAAGGCCAAGUUCAACCAGCCAGAAGGUGAUCACCUCACUUUGCUGGCCGUCUACAACAGCUGGAAGAACAAUAAGUUUUCCAACGCGUGGUGCUACGAGAACUUCGUUCAGAUACGAACACUGAAGCGGGCUCAGGAUGUGAGGAAACAGCUCCUGGGUAUCAUGGACAGACACAAGUUGGAUGUAGUGUCUGCCGCCAAGAAUACAGUUCGCGUUCAGAAGACGAUUUGCUCGGGCUUCUUCCGGAACGCGGCCAAGAAGGACCCUCAGGAAGGUUACCGUACCCUCGUGGACAGCCAAGUCGUGUACAUACAUCCUUCCAGCGCGCUCUUCAACAGACAACCGGAAUGGGUAAUAUAUCAUGAACUGGUUCAAACAACCAAGGAGUACAUGCGAGAGGUCACCACCAUAGACCCCAAGUGGCUAGUGGAGUUCGCCCCAGCUUUCUUCAAGUUCUCGGACCCUACCAAGCUGUCCAAGUUCAAGAAGAACCAACGCCUGGAACCAUUGUACAAUAAAUACGAAGAACCAAAUGCUUGGAGAAUAUCUCGCGUCCGUAGAAGGAGAAAUUAAUGCAAUUUAAUAUUAAUAAACUGUACAUCUUCAACACUUCUUAAACAUAAAUAUAAUAUGACGAAUCUAAAUUGAUCUACAACUGCUAACAACUAUUACUUUGGGAAUUUUCGAACAUAUAUUUCCCGAUAUUUAUGACUUUCAUGAUUGAAUUAUUUAAAAUAUUUUGUAGUUUUAAGAUUUCAUGUGAGGUUUUCUCAUGCUGUGAAUGAGUUUGCUGUUUUCAGAUUGUAUUUAUAUGUACAUAUAAAAUUUGAUGAUUGGAUUAUAAAUAAAUAGAUUUAAGAGAAAA
Messenger RNA from Leptidea sinapis, 4367 nucleotides. RefSeq names its product ATP-dependent RNA helicase DHX8 (gene pea). Gene Ontology annotation, cellular component: catalytic step 2 spliceosome; intracellular anatomical structure. NCBI's taxonomy places the organism in Eukaryota, Metazoa, Arthropoda, Insecta, Lepidoptera, Pieridae. Gene Ontology annotation, biological process: mRNA splicing, via spliceosome; spliceosomal complex disassembly. Gene Ontology annotation, molecular function: RNA binding; ATP binding; RNA helicase activity. The coding region runs from base 269 to 4075 and encodes 1268 amino acids. The record is from RefSeq and is a predicted model, not a curated record. The transcript has 13 exons.